Messenger RNA from Maylandia zebra (zebra mbuna), 1513 nucleotides. RefSeq names its product complement factor H-related protein 1. The record is from RefSeq and is a predicted model, not a curated record. NCBI's taxonomy places the organism in Eukaryota, Metazoa, Chordata, Actinopteri, Cichliformes, Cichlidae.
CAGUGAGCCUGAGAUUGUUUUUGGAGGCAGGAACAGACUUGUGUAAAUCACUGAACAACCUUUUUUUUCUCUGUCUGCAGUGUUUAGUUUUCUUUGAGGGAUCAGACGCACAAAGACAACAUGCAUGCAAUAACCAAAAUCCUGUUUUUGUGCAUAUGUUCACUGACGUCAGUGAAGAGCCAAGAGGUUACAUGUAUCCGUCCACAAGAUAGACUUUUGUCUCGCUGGGAGGCGUCUUGGCGUGAUGAGACAAAGAAAUUGGGUGAUACUGUCAGGUACACAUGUAUAUCAGGAUACAGGAGGAAAGAUGGCGUCACUCGGGCCACAUGCACCAGAGAUGGAUGGGAACCAAAUCCACUUUGUGAAGAGAUAAAAUGCAGGAGGCAACAGUUUAAUGAUGCAGAUAUUACUGGAAAAAUUCAGGCUGAAUACAGGUACAACGAUCGUGUCCAGUAUAACUGCAGGAGAGGUUAUGAAGGAAGUUUCACUCUAACCUGUAGAGAAGAUGGCUGGCAUAGGUCUAAUGAAUGUACAGCUAUAACAGGAUGUCCAACAACGAGCUUUGACCGCAGACUUAAAGUUUGGCAACAUGGUGACAAACUUUACUUCAGGUGUGAGGAUGGUUACAAACCUCUCAGCAAAGGCUGGUGGGGUGAAGCCACAUGUGUGUACGGUGUUUGGUCUGGAGUUGAAAGCUGUAUUGAGGAACAAAAGUGUCGAGAAGCUCCUGAGAUUCCUAAUGGGGAAGGAAUACUAGGGAAUACUGAACAACACGGACAGACCCAAGAAAUGAUGUUCAUUGAUUGCAAUGAAGGAUACUCUGCUAAGAUUGAGGAAUUAACCUGUCGUGACGGACGAUGGGAUUUAAAUGGAUCACUUGAUGAUAUCUGUAAAUCUAAUCAUGAUAACUGCAGCCCUCCACCCAAAGUUGAAAAUGCUGUUAUUACAACUCGUUAUCGGAAGCAAUACCCAUCUCGCUCUGAAGUAACCUAUCAGUGCUUUGACAAUUACAUUAUGGAAGGAAAAGCUACGAUUAACUGCAUAGCUGGGGAAUGGAAGGAGCUCGCCAUUAAGUGUUUACAAAUUCCACCCUGUGGGAUACCUCCAGCUCUUGAGGAUGGAGACACCAAGACUGCCAUCAAAGAGCAUUACAGCCAUAAUGAAACUAUUGAAUACAUGUGUCAGAGUCACUACAUUAUGGAGGGAGAACCUUACAAAACCUGCCUCUAUGGUGAAUGGACUGGACACAUGAGAUGCCUCAGGCCUUGCAUUGUGAAUGAAGAUGAAAUGAGACAGCAUAACAUCACCUUGAAAUCAAGUGGCACUAAGUAUUUAGUUCAUGAUGAAAUAAUAGAGUUCAGGUGUACCAGAGGAUUAUCUACUGGUACUGUGGCAAUGCGUCAGAGAUGUAAUAGUGGUGUGUUAGUCCUACCCACAUGCCGAGAGUGAAAAGUUGAAAUGAUUUCUGAUCCUCUGUUUUCAGAUGUGGAAUAAUAAAUCACAGAUUGUCUGA